Molecule: messenger RNA, 1182 nt
Organism: Melitaea cinxia (Glanville fritillary)
Lineage: Eukaryota; Metazoa; Arthropoda; Insecta; Lepidoptera; Nymphalidae
Product: succinate dehydrogenase [ubiquinone] iron-sulfur subunit, mitochondrial-like
Exons: 1
Coding region: 237-1085 (282 amino acids)
Biological process (GO): aerobic respiration; respiratory electron transport chain; tricarboxylic acid cycle
Cellular component (GO): mitochondrial membrane
Molecular function (GO): 2 iron, 2 sulfur cluster binding; electron transfer activity
Source: RefSeq, a predicted model, not a curated record
UAAAAAAAGGUUAGACGUCAACGUAAAUUGUCUAUGCUUUUCGGAUCAUUGCUGCUCGAGCCAAUCAAAAACAAAAUUAUUUCGAGAAAAAAAAUCGCGCCUACGAUUUCGACACUCUCCACGACUUAAUAUUUAAUGUAUUAUAUAUUAUAAGUGCAUAUAAUUAGUCGCAAUAAUUACUUGUUAAUAAGGAAAAAAAUAUUUUUUUGUGAUAAUAUAAAUAAAAACAUUACAUAAUGCCAAUUUUGAGAUUGACUGCUGGUGCUUUUGGCCAGCUGCGUACCUUCGCAACGUCAUCGGCUCUCGGUAAACGGGUGAAGACCUUUGCCGUAUACCGCUGGAAUCCAGAUGAACCGGAUAAGAAGCCGUACACCCAAAAUUUCGAAGUCGAUCUCGAUGAUUGCGCCCCUAUGGUGCUUGACGCUUUGUUGAAAAUAAAAAAUGAAAUAGACCCGACCCUGACGUUCAGGAGGUCUUGUCGUGAAGGAGUCUGUGGCUCGUGUGCUAUGAACAUCGACGGCAUCAACACACUUGCCUGCAUUAGCCACAUCGACCAGGAUCUAUCAAAGCCAUCGAAGAUUUACCCGCUUCCUCACAUGUACGUCGUAAAAGACCUCGUACCUGAUCUAACGAACUUCUACCGUCAAUACCAGUCUAUUGAACCAUGGCUGCAGCGCGACAAAGAAGCAGUCAAAGGUUCGGAAACCCAAUUACUGCAAGAUGUGGAAGACAGAGCUAAACUUGACGGUUUGUAUGAAUGUGUGCUCUGUGCUUGCUGCUCCACUAGCUGUCCGUCUUACUGGUGGAAUGGUGACAAGUAUUUAGGACCAGCUGUUUUGAUGCAGGCAUACCGUUGGAUCAUUGAUUCACGUGAUGAUGCUACAGCCAAGCGCUUAUCUAAACUUAAGGACACUUACUCCGUGUACCGUUGCCAUACUAUCAUGAAUUGUACGAGGACAUGUCCGAAGGGUCUCAAUCCUGGCCGAGCUAUUGCUCAAAUUAAAACCCUGUUAUCAGGAAUCGUUAAGAAAACGGAUCCCAUCAUGGACCCUGCAGGCUUAGAGAAACAAUCCGCACGUAACUAAUGACCACAAUCAAAAAUUCUGUUAAGUUUUUGCCACUUAAUUUAUUAGUUGACAAUAAUUUGACUUUAGCAAAAGUACAAUAAAAUAUUAAAAAUAA